AUGACGCAUGCGCAACGCAGGCUUAUCAAUGAUGAUGAAUACGACCGUAAGAGACGCGAUAAAUUUCGUGGUGAAAGAGGGACAGCAGAAGGAAGUAGUUAUAGAAGCAGCGAUAGGCGGGAAGAAAGAAGUCGGGGUCGUGAAGAGUGGUCCGAAAGGUCUAGAGGCGGUCGUUCUGGCCCUGACUAUAGAGAUUACCGUGGAGGGGCAAGUGCCAGCAGAGGUUAUUCUCCAGUAAGAGGAGAAGGGCCACCAAAUAAACGUAUUAGACCUGAUUGGCCUGUUGAUGAUAGAAGAUAUGGAGGCAUGCCACAUGAUUCAUAUGGGUCUUAUGGCUGGGCACAUGACCAUUUUGGCCCUCAUCCAGCACACCAAGGCUAUGGUCAGCCUAUGCCACCAGUACCAGCAAGUGAUUAUGAUGUUAGGGAUGCUGUGCUACCCAUGGGCCCAGCAGAUGGGCCUCCCACGAUGAUGUCCUUCAAAGCAUUCUUAGCCGCUCAAGAUGACUCAAUCACUGUGGAUGAUGCCAUACAGAAGUACAAUGAAUACAAGCUCGAAUUCAAAAGACAGCAGCUAAAUGAAUUUUUUGUUGCUCAUAAGGAAGAAGAAUGGUUCAAGAUAAAAUACCACCCAGAAGAGUCUGUGAAGCGCAAAGAGGAACAGCUAGCUGCAUUAAAGAAUCGUCUGAACGUAUUCCUUGAGCUGUUGGAGCAAGGUGAGCUGGAUAAGGUGACUGUCGACGUGGACAAGUCCGACAAGUUGAUACGAUUACUUGAUACAGUGGUCAUCAAGUUAGAGGGUGGUACAGAAGAAGACCUGAAAGCUCUUGACGAUCCCGCUCCUGUAGAAGUUACUAAUGACAAACAAGAUAAAAAUGAUGCUGAAAAAGCUGUUGUCAUUGAUGUUGACGCAGUUAAAGUAAAAGAUGAAAAAGAAAGCCAGACUAAAGACAAGGAGAAAAAGGCUGAAUCUCCAAAAUCUACCGCUCCACUCACAAUGGAGAUAGACCCGCAUCUUCGCCAAUUGCAAGAACAAGCUAAAUUAUUUUCCCGUUUUAAUUCAGCUCCUGGAACAGAACCUGAACAAGAAGCUCCUGAAAAAGAACCUCCUCCACCUGGUUCCUCAUCAAGCUCCUCAUCAUCAAGUUCGUCAUCGUCGAGCUCAGAAGACGAAGGUGAAACGACAAAUCGUCGUAAAUCCAAAUCCAAGUCAAAAUCAAAGACGCCAGACAAAUCGCCAAAAAAGAAGGAACCCUCUAAAUCUCCUGAAAAAGUCGAUGAGAAUAAGGAAAAAGACGAGAGCAAUGAUAAAUCGGAGCCGUCUAACGAUGUUGUAGUUGAAAAGAAGGAAUCGCGAGCUCUUCAUAAAACAACUUCCAUUUUCUUAAGGAACUUAGCACCAACAAUUACCAAGGCUGAGGUUGAGGCUAUGUGCAAGCGCUACGGCGGGUUCCUGCGCGUGGCGCUGGCGGACCCGCUGCCCGAGCGGCGCUGGUUCCGCCGCGGCUGGGUCACCUUCCGCCGCGAGGUCAACAUCAAGGACAUUUGCUGGAAUCUCAAUAAUAUACGGUUGCGCGAGUGCGAGCUGGGCGCGAUCGUGAACCGCGACCUGCAGCGCCGCGUGCGCGCCGUGGCCGGCGUCACGCUGGAGCGCGCCGUGCUGCGCGCCGACGCGCGGCUGGCGGCGCGCCUGGCGCACCACCUGGACGCGCGCGCGCGCCUCUGGCCCGACGACGACCCCGCCGAGAACUUCAGCCUAAACUCGAAAAACCCCGUUCUCCACAAAAUCACAGAACACCUAAUAGAGGAAGCGUCGACGGAAGAGGAGGAGUUGCUGGGGCUGGAGGCGCCCGCCGACGCGGCGCCGGAGCCGGCGGACCCGGCGCUGCUGCGCGUGCUGGACCGCCUCGUGCUGUACCUGCGCAUCGUGCACUCCGUGGACUACUACAACCACUGCGAGUACCCCUACGAGGACGAGAUGCCCAACCGCUGCGGCAUCAUGCACGCGCGCUCCGGACCGCCCGCUAACAAGCCUACUCAACAAGAGAUCCAAGAUUAUAUCAAAACUUUUCAAGGAAAAAUGUCUGCUUUCUUGCAAGAUGUAAAACCGUUAACUGACGAAGAGUUGCAGAAACUUGGAAUCAAGGAUCCAGAUGUUGAAGUGGAAAAAUUCAUUCAAGCAAAUACACAAGAACUAGCUAAAGACAAAUGGUUGUGCCCACUGAGUGGGAAGAAAUUCAAAGGUCCAGAUUUUAUCAGAAAACAUAUUUUUAAUAAGCACGGGGAGAAGGUGGAGGAGGUGCGGCACGAGGUGGCGUACUUCAACGCGUACGUGCGCGACGUGCGCCGCCCGCAGCAGCCCGAGCCGCCGGCGCGCGCGCCCGCGCCGCACGCGCCGCCCGCGCACCCGUACAGCGGCGCGGGCGCGGGCGCGCGCGCCUGGGCGUGGGGCGGCUGGGCGCCGCCGCAGCCCUACGCGCCGCGCCACCCGCGCUUCUCGCGGCCCAGGGGCGGCGGCGCCGAGUUCCGUCCCGUCAUACACUACCGAGACUUGGACGCGCCUCGGGAUCCAGACGAGUUCAUU
This is a messenger RNA of Brenthis ino (lesser marbled fritillary), 2583 nucleotides long. The record is from the annotation of a GenBank genome assembly. Lineage: Eukaryota; Metazoa; Arthropoda; Insecta; Lepidoptera; Nymphalidae.